UUGUUUGGAGUACACAUCAGCACCAGUUUCUGAGUGAUGGAGAUGGUUAAUGACACCAGUAACCCCCUGGUUCUUAACGGAAAUGUCUCCGUGGUUGAAAAGACGGUGUACGAGUUGUGCAGCCACAAACCCGAGAUCAUCCUCUUCUACCUGGGCAUGCAGUUUAUUAACAUGUUCAUGGGGAUCCCGGCCAACCUCAUGGUUCUGUGGCUGAUCCACCGCAACCGGAGCGACUCGUCGACGUCGGACAUCUUCAUCUGGCACCUGGCUGUGCUGGACACCUUCUUCUGCCUGAUCCCGCCGCUUGAGCUGGUCAACCUGCUGUACCUGACCGCCAGCAGCACCUGGUACGUGCUGCGCUUCUUCUACGGCAUCAAAGACUCGUCGCCGCUCUUCCUGGCGUGCAUCUGCAUGGACCGCUACAUGGCUGUGCGCCAUCCCAUCAUCUUCUCCAACCUGAAGGACCGGAGACAUCGUCCCGUGUGCGCCGGCGUCGUGUGGUUCAUUACGCUGGUGUAUGCCGCAUUGAAGUGCGUGGGCACCAUCCCCAAAUUCGAGAAAGUGUUCACAGUCAUGAUCCUGGCCACGUUUGCGUUCAUGCUCUUCUGCAACAUCUCCAUCCUGUUGGCGCUGAGCCAGUCAGGUCCAGGCAGGGACGACAUGCAUCCGGUCAAGAAAAGAGCUUUUAAGAUGGUGCUCAUCAUUUUAGCCAUCAUAGUCUUUAAUUACUUCCCUCCCGUAGCUCUCUUCCCAUUUCAGUCCUAUUUCGCUCCCGAUGUGUUUAAAUGUUAUAUCCAUUACAUAGCUUUCGGUUUCAUGGACAUCAGCAGCAGCAUUCAGCCCGUCCUGUACCUGUCCAAUAAGAAACCGCAAUGUCCAGCAUGGUGCUGUGAGUGCUGCAACACUAAAGACACUGAGACUGCAAAUACAACCGAGUCGUCCACGGUGCACACCACUAAUGGGUAG
Messenger RNA from Pangasianodon hypophthalmus (striped catfish), 966 nucleotides. It is a transcript of the gene hcar2, whose product is annotated as G-protein coupled receptor 4. Gene Ontology annotation, cellular component: membrane. NCBI's taxonomy places the organism in Eukaryota, Metazoa, Chordata, Actinopteri, Siluriformes, Pangasiidae. The record is from RefSeq and is a predicted model, not a curated record. The coding region runs from base 37 to 966 and encodes 309 amino acids. The transcript has a single exon. Gene Ontology annotation, biological process: positive regulation of Rho protein signal transduction; phospholipase C-activating G protein-coupled receptor signaling pathway. Gene Ontology annotation, molecular function: G protein-coupled receptor activity.